Orbicella faveolata is the source of this 2101-nucleotide messenger RNA. RefSeq lists its product as uncharacterized. Gene Ontology annotation, molecular function: protein binding. The record is from RefSeq and is a predicted model, not a curated record. Lineage: Eukaryota; Metazoa; Cnidaria; Anthozoa; Scleractinia; Merulinidae. Gene Ontology annotation, biological process: proteasome-mediated ubiquitin-dependent protein catabolic process. Gene Ontology annotation, cellular component: SCF ubiquitin ligase complex.
UAUGUAGGCUAAACUGAGUGAUAUUCAGGCUAACUUGUGUGACACUCGGGCUGACUGGAGUGAUAUUCAAUCUAACCAGAGUGAUGUUCAGGCUAACAAGAGUGCAGACUUUUACUGCAAUCAGCCUGAAUAACCCUGUGUAUCAAUACAGUCAGCACUCAAAUUAUAAGAUUAUAGAUAUAGCAUGAUAUAUACUUUAAAAAGUCUGUAGUCUGCAAUCUGCAUUUUAUCUUCAGUCUGCAUUUAACCCCGGGUCCACAGUCUUCAUUUCACACUGACUGGCUAGUAAAACACAGCAUGAGUUAGCACAGGUAGACAUGGGUGUGGGUGUGGUAGGUGCAGUUUCCCAACUCGGCUAAAAUUUAGAAUAUUGAAGUCCAUACUAGCUCAGGCAAAAGUGGAGCACACUACCAGAGCAGUGGACCAUCUAGGUGUACUGCUGCUCUUUCUCACCUGGUUAGCAUACUUAUCAAUAGCUGCUUGCCACCUCACCUCACCCUCCCCUCCCCUUCCCAGCAUGUUGUUAGCUUGCCCUAGUCUGUAAGAAGUACCAAACAACGUAUGUUUUUUCGCAUUAGUGCACCAGACUUGAAUAAUAUCCUGCAACCGCUCUUUCCCUACUUUUAUGUUUUAUAUUUUUGUUUGGUUUUUGUUCUAUAAAAUGACGAUUACCUUGCAGGUGACUAUCCGAUGUCUGGCAAGUCUUUCAACGAUUUCAGGUCGUAUUUCCCCAACACGGCGAAGUUUUCGAGACGACAUUUUUACGUAUAUGCCCUUGUGUAGCUCAGUCGUAGAUUAUCGGAAGUCCAUUCUGUUAGCUCCUGAUUUUGCCCUUUGAACUAAUAUAAUUUAGCUGGAAUUCGUAAACACGCGAAGGGCGCGCGCGCGCGCCAUCUUGUUGCAAAGCUUGGUAACCAAGCCCUUACGAGAGGUUACCUAUUGGAACAACAACAAACAAUGAAAAGCAAAAAGUUGUUUCGUCAACUUAAUUUUUUCUUUCGAUGGUUUCCUUUUCAGUGAUAAGGUUAAGGAAAAGCUUGGCGUGAAUGUUCCAGUGCUGUGAAAGUCUCCAAGAGCAGUGUCGCCGUGUCCUCAUCCGGUCUGUGGGAAGCAGAAAGCGCCUUCCCAAACUCCCUCUUCCCCGAAACGUCAUCGGAUGGCUAAAGGAGUACGAGGAACCAGUAGCAUUCGAUCCCAGCUGUAGCUCUGAUGAAGUGGUGUUCUCCAACAACAACGAAACUAUCACUUUCAAUGGUAAUGGCUACAGCACAACCCUGAUUCUUACACCUGAUGGCCGUGGUUACACCCACGGGAAGCAUGAGUGGGUGUUCUACUUUAACCACUGUAGAGGUCAAGUUGCAGUUUGUGUUGUAACUGCUGAAUUCAAGAAGGCUAAAGCAUUCAGAACGAUGCCAGCAAUUGGCAGGAGAGUGGGAUGGGCAUAUAAUCAAAUAGGAUUCCUAACAUUUGAUGUUCCCAUCUGGGAGGCCCUAGGUGGCAAGUGCAAUGAAAGUUAUCACACCUGGGAUAUGAUAGGAAUUCUGCUUGAUUUGGAUAAAGGGACUUUAGGUUUCAUGAAAAAUGGAAAAGAACAGGGAACAGCAUUUUGUAAAGGGUUGCUUGGCCAAGAGGUUUUCCCAGGAGUUUGUUUGUGUUCCGGAAGGGAGCAAGCAACCUUUGUAACCAGUAGAACCUACGUGUAGAAGAGAGUUUACAAAUAUCAUUUGGUUGACUGUGAAUAAGCUCCAAGGUUCUUCUGUAUUUGAAAAACUUGUCAAACCUAUUUGAAAGAUUUGGCUGACUGUUGUACAAUGUACAAAGUAACAGGACUGCUUCAACAUAACAAAUCCUAAAACUAACUAUAACAUGUAUGAGGUACACAGUGACAGAUCUAGACGUGGGGCCCUGGGGGCCCUGGCCCUUGCUUAUCUUAGGUAACAAAAAAAAAUCGCAGAAGGAAGAAAAGCCAGCAGGGCAAGCAACACCCCGCCUCCCCAAAGGUCUGGAUCCACCACUGGUACAUGUGUAUGAGAUAUUUCCCCUUGAAAAAGUUAAAAUGAGAAUAUGAGUGAACUCUGCAAAUAAAAAAAUCUAAACUGCU